CGCGCUCGUCAAGGCGCCGAGCAUGAUGACCAGCGAGGCUUUGCGGACUUAUAAUCUGCGAUUAGACUAGUGUAUCACUGUAGAUCAUGUAUAUCAACCAUGUAUAAUAAAUAGAACAUCUCAGCUGUAUAAACUUGUGAACCGUCUGGUGGAGAAGGAUUCCAGGUGGCCAUAGCUUCUCCGAAAGCACGUACUCAUACACCUCAUCCAUCAUGGCAACUCUCACCCAAGACCAAAUCAAAACCCUCGAACAAACUCGCCAGCGUCUCACCCAACUUACGCGUUCGUUGGGAUCUCUCGUCGCAAGCCUGAACCAAAGCGACCCUCUCCCAUCAUGGACCUCGCUCCAAUCCCAAGCAAGCAUCAUCUCGAAUAACCUCCUCUCCGCCUCGGAACAACUAAGCGCGAACCAAGACCUGCUGAGUUCGAUCGUCGCCUACCCAGGACCGGAAUACCCCGCGUCGACACAAGCGAGAAGCACCCUCGAGCAACUGCUACGAACGAAACUGGACCCACGCGUCGACGACUGGGUAGGGAGAGGUCGGACCCAGGCUUCGGGCGUGGGUGAUUCCGAGGCAGCGGAUAUGGCGGAGCUGUGGGCGUGGGCGCCCAUCGAAGCGAACCAGGAAGCCAGACGAAGGAAUUGGGGCGGGAACUUCACACUCGAGGAACGGGAGAUGGGGAUCGAGAAUGUGGUGACGGGGUUGAAGAGGGAGUUGGAGGAUGACGAUGACGAGGAAGACGAGGAAGAUGAAGAUGAAGACGACGACGAGGAUCGGGAUGGAGGCAACGCGGCAGAGGGCGAGAUGGAGAUCGUGGGUGCGCAUCGCAGGUCGGGCGGCGGGCUCGAGUUCGAUCUUGCGGUGCCUCCGAAGAUGAUGGCGCCCGAGGUGCCCUUGGACGGUAUCUUGAGGUUUAUGACUAUGGGGCAGGCGCCAAAACAGAGAUGAUUGCUUGAAUCUACACGAGACACCCUGUAUACUGAUUAAUUGUAUACUUGUGAUUCCGUACUAAAAGUUGGUAUAAAGACUAGACUAAUACAUGGAAGAAUGGGACGAAUAAAGAGUUGGAAAUCACUACCCGCGUCGUCGAGUAGUGGGACUCUUGCCAGACGGUUUGGGAGAAACACCAGUGCUCUCCGCCACAGGGGCCUUCUGGACAGCCUGUUUGACUGGCGCCUUGCCAGUCGGUUUCUUCGGCGCAGGGCUCCUCCAGUAAUAUACCAUCUGCGCGGCCAGGACGACGUUGAGCGUAAAGGCCGUGACGAACGAGUAGAGGAUCAGCUUAUCAUCCACUUCCUGCAGGGUGGUGAAGAUACGCGACAGGGAACCGACGAGGUAGUUGAACACCUACCAGUGGAUUAGCAUGGUCUGAACAAGUGAAAAAAAAAAAAAGAGAGAAAA
Messenger RNA from Penicilliopsis zonata CBS 506.65, 1403 nucleotides. RefSeq lists its product as hypothetical. Bases 213 to 950 code for a protein of 245 amino acids. Gene Ontology annotation, cellular component: mediator complex; core mediator complex. NCBI's taxonomy places the organism in Eukaryota, Fungi, Ascomycota, Eurotiomycetes, Eurotiales, Aspergillaceae. Gene Ontology annotation, molecular function: RNA polymerase II cis-regulatory region sequence-specific DNA binding; transcription coregulator activity. Gene Ontology annotation, biological process: regulation of transcription by RNA polymerase II. The transcript has 3 exons. The record is from RefSeq and is a predicted model, not a curated record.